AGCACCACACUGCAGAUUCUUCACCUCCAGCACUGACCGUCUCAUGUUGCUAUUUAGAAGUUGUUUGCAUUGUUGUUCGAUUUACAAAUAGCAUACUGGUCUUUAGCUGCAUAUUUUUACUUUACAAGAUAGGCAUCAAGUACAUUUUACAUUUCGGGCUGGAAAACGUCAGUAGUAUUUGGCAACGCUGUGGGUAAACGCUUCCCUUUGCUCUGCAUCUUCCGAGAAGCUGUUCUUGAUGUGUCGGAGGUGUGUGUGCUGGUUCAGGCCAGGUUUCAGGAGCUGAAGUGAACAUUAUAUCGCCACAUAAACCUGUCACGAUGCAGACUCUCACACCGCACGUGUUCUGGGCCCAGAGGCACAGCGAAAUUUACCUGCGGGUGGAGAUAAGCGAUGCAAAGAACCUUGACAUAAGCGUACAAGAUAACACCCUCCAGUUCAGGGGUCAAGGUCAUGGAGCAAAAGGAGAAAAUGAAUACGAAUUCAGCUUGGAGUUCUUAAAACCAGUGAAACUCGAGAUAAAACACAAAUCCACCCAGCGGCAGGUAAAUAUCACGGUGAGAAAGCAGAAGCACUGCUGGUGGGAUCGACUCACCAUGCAAGAGAAGAAGCCUGUGUUUCUGGCCCCUGACUUCGACCGCUGGCUGGAUGAGUCAGAUGCUGAGAUGGAGCUGAGGCAAAAGGAAGAAAAAAUAAAUAAAAUAAGCAUUGAGUCAAGGAUUCCAAAGGACCCUUACCUAGGCUUGAAAAAGGGAUAUCUCUUCAUGUACAACCUGGUCCAGUUUCUUGGCUUUUCUUGGAUCUUUGUCAACAUGACUGUUCGUCUUUUCAUACUUAGGGAAGAUUCCUUCUAUGAUACCUUUCACACCAUUGCUGAUGUGAUGUACUUCUGUCAGAUGCUAGCCAUUGCUGAGGUUAUUAAUCCUGCUCUGGGGUUAGUUAAGACUGGUGUGAUGCCUGCCUUUAUACAGGUGAUGGGGAGGAACUUUGUCCUUUUCGUCAUCUUUGGGAGCCUAGAGGAAAUGCAGAACAAGCCUGUUGUUUUCUUUGUCUUCUAUUUCUGGAGUGCCAUUGAAAUAUUUCGGUACCCCUUUUACAUGUUGGCCUGCAUUGACACUGAAUGGAAAACACUGACUUGGCUACGGUAUACUAUUUGGAUUCCCCUGUACCCACUUGGUGUGCUUGCUGAAGCUGUGGCAGUCAUCCAGUCUAUCCCCAUCUUCAAUGAGACUAAAUUCUUAAGCAUCCCUUUGCCUGAAGCCCUCGGCUCAUCCCUCAGCUUCUCCUACGUCCUGCAGCUCUACUUGCUGCUAAUGUUCCUGGGACUCUUCAGCAACUUCCGGCAUCUCUACAAGCAAAGGAAGAGACGAUUCGGAACGAAAAAGAGGAAAGCCAACUGAGAUGUCCUUGGAAGAACUGAAGUGUCCUGCUUUCACCCAGGACUCAGCCCAUCCUUAUCUGCUCUCUGUCUAGAGAAAUUGUUAUAGAAGCAGGAUUAUCCAUCCCUCCACUGAACCAAACAAAGUGCAUUUACAGUCUAGUUCUCACACCCAAUAGGACCUUGACCCAACUACAAAAACCGUUUGAUCUGACAGGGCUGAAAGUAUUUUAUAAAUUUAACUUCUUUCCAUUAUGAGUUAUGUUUAGUGUGUUGGGCAUUUGGAGUUAACAGCAGUAACAUUCCCCCAUCAGUUAUUUCCUGGAAAGGGUUUGUGUGUUUCUCUGCAGAAAAGCAGAUAAACCAGUAUAGAGACAUAACAACCUCAGGGACAGUGAUGGUUUAAAACAAAGCAGCAGAAACCCACAAGAGGGGCAAUAAGCUAUGUUAUUUAAAGAAAAGACCUAUAAUUUAUGCUAGUGAAUACAAGGCAGCUGAUGAGUGCUUAAAAUAAAGCUUUCAAAUGAAUGACUACAAUCAACUACAACCCCGAUUUCAAAAAAGUUGGGACAAAGUACAAAUUGUAAAUAAAAACGGAAUGCAAUGA
Messenger RNA from Neoarius graeffei (lesser salmon catfish), 1985 nucleotides. RefSeq names its product 3-hydroxyacyl-CoA dehydratase 3 (gene hacd3). Gene Ontology annotation, cellular component: endoplasmic reticulum membrane. The transcript is spliced from 11 exons. Lineage: Eukaryota; Metazoa; Chordata; Actinopteri; Siluriformes; Ariidae. Gene Ontology annotation, biological process: fatty acid elongation; sphingolipid biosynthetic process; very long-chain fatty acid biosynthetic process. The coding region runs from base 321 to 1400 and encodes 359 amino acids. The record is from RefSeq and is a predicted model, not a curated record. Gene Ontology annotation, molecular function: 3-hydroxyacyl-CoA dehydratase activity.